Homarus americanus (American lobster) is the source of this 12317-nucleotide messenger RNA. RefSeq names its product histone-lysine N-methyltransferase, H3 lysine-79 specific-like (gene gpp). The record is from RefSeq and is a predicted model, not a curated record. NCBI's taxonomy places the organism in Eukaryota, Metazoa, Arthropoda, Malacostraca, Decapoda, Nephropidae. Gene Ontology annotation, molecular function: histone H3K79 methyltransferase activity. The coding region runs from base 128 to 4198 and encodes 1356 amino acids. Gene Ontology annotation, cellular component: nucleus. Gene Ontology annotation, biological process: DNA repair; DNA damage checkpoint signaling; regulation of transcription regulatory region DNA binding. The transcript is spliced from 13 exons.
AACGUAGACCACAUGUUAAGGAGGUGUUUGCAGACCUCAGGACGGGGCUCGUAUUGUCUCGUCAAAAUCAUUUUGUCCGCUUAACUUCCGAAUAACUGAUAGAAAUUUAAGUGAUAUUGGCACCAUCAUGCACGUGUCGGAACUGUCCCCACUCAAGGGGUCAGUAUCGUGGACAGGGAAACCCGUGUCGUACUUCCUGCACAUAAUUGAUCGUACCAAGUUGGAGCGCUAUUUCCAAAGACUUAAGAACCCCAAACUGAGGUCUGCAAAAAAUGGGGACGAGAAACUGGAGGAUGAGACACCCGGUGUGCGCAGAGUCCGGAGGGACCUUAAUAAGGCCUCCAUCAAUUCUGAAACUUCCUCUAACAACUCUUCCGACCAAAACAAGGAUCUUGAUGACCCAGUAAUUGGUCCAACUACUCGACGUGCUUGGAAUGACUGGUGUUCCAGUUCUACUGUUGUAAAUUCAUCCUCCUCUGCUAAGACAACACCAAAAGGCUCGUCUUGUCGAAGCUCAGCAGAUGAGAAUGAUGAAAAUGUCAACAAUGGGGCAACUCGACAUUCAAGCGCUGGAACGAGGAGGAGAAAUACUCAGAGAAGAGCAGCUGCUUCAAAACCAUCUAUUGUGGAUGAUCCUGACCCUCCUGUGGCGACUCGUGGCCCCAGACGGGCUACCCUCAGCAGUAGCAGACGAGGUGGAAAGCGAACACACAGGACUAGUAAAAAGCCUAUCAAGAUAAAUGGUCUGGACCUUCUUCACACACAGACAUUACUCAGCACCACCUCAGAUGCAUAUACUGCAGGGAAGUCGCCUACUUUCAAAGAUCCAGCACCUGGUUGCGUUGACCAGAAGCUGUCUCUCUUCACGCCCUCCACUGUCAGCGGUAUUCUACGCCACGAAGAAUUGCCCAUCCCACCUUCAGACACCCCUUAUGCCCUGGAAGUGUUGCUUGAUGUGUUCCGCCAGCAGUUUCUCAACAUGCUCGACACCAUCAAGAAAUGUGACUACAAGGAUUUUGUGUUGAAACAGAUGGAGGCAGAGAAGGAGAAGAACAAGUCACUCAAGUCUCGGGCAGCCCAGCUUGAGCGUCAAAUUAAAGUUCUUAUUGACGACUCGGUGGCUCUCCUGAGGGCUCGCAUCUCAGAACUGGGCAUGACAGCAGCCAACCCUGAAGACCUGUUAAACAGAGCUAAGGAGAUCGUUUGGCGCCACAAAGAACUUCAGGCGACCGUGUCCUCUCUACAGCAGCAGGUAACAACAGCUGAAGAAGAGCAAGAGAAGAUGGUACGGCUGAGACAACACGAACUCCUUAACAAGUACAGAAGAAAUGGACUCGUUAAUGGGAGCCUAGAUGUGUCUCAUCUAAGUCAAGAGUUCAUCCUACGAGAGAUCUCUCAAACCUUGUCUCAGCGGAAGAAACUUCAUUCUCAAGUGUCUAGGCUGGAGUCUGAAGUCAACAACCUGGAGAGCACGGCCCCAGAUAGUGUCCGCACUGCCACUCCCACUCAACGACCAGAUAAAUCACCGGGUAGACACAAAACCAGACACCGAAGUCGUAAUCAGGAGUGGCCAACCAUACCUGAUGUAGGGAAAAUAGAAGAGAAAAAUCCAGAGAUCUUAGCUCAGAAGAUUCUAGAAACUGGGAGACAAAUAGAAGCUGGUCGAAUUCCGGCAUUACCUGCCGGGACGGAAGUCAGGGUGCACGAGGGGCGUUUGCCCAUCAGCGUGGAGAGCUUGCGUGGGCCUCUCCUUUCAGAACCCAGACAGUCUGACGUGCGAUCCCAGCCUCUGCAAAUAAGCCAAGAACCUGGUCGAGUGGUGGUAGUAGCCCAGAGAUAUGUGUCGGGUAAUACAAUACCUACCAAGGUCGAGUUACCUCAACAAUUAGAGACCAAGUAUCAGCCGCCCCGACCACCUUCCGAGAAGAACCAAAGACCGUUCUCUAUGAUCCGUGCUCAUGAACCUCCCAGAGUGGCAGAUUUUGAAGAUCGUCUCAAGUUAAUAAUUACUAAUGUUCUAAAUGAGGACAAACCUCCAGCACAAGCAGUGCCUCCUAGACCGUCCCCAGUUCCAUCACAAUCGCACUCUCCUUAUCCUUCGCCUGGGACAACCAAUCGCUCUGACUUCAAGAGGGAGAGAAGAGGAGAAAUCCGGGAGUUACGGGAUUUAAGAGAGUCAAAAAUUGGCCAGCCAGAUUAUACACAAGUGUCGCCAGCCAAAUUAGCCCUUAGACGUCACCUCUCUCAGGAAAAACUAGCGCUGGAAUGUUUCCCAAGUGCCCACAAAACUCCGACCAUCACGAGAAAUGUUGGGGAUCUUAUAAGUGGUGAGGUGGAACGCACAUUAGAGAUCUCUUCUCAAUCUAUUAUCAAUGCAGCAGUUGAUAUGACUAUCUCAGGAAAGUCCAUAUCUCCACGCCCUAAUUCCCGAAUAUCAAGAAUAGUGGAGGAAAGUUACGGUAAACCUCACACUCCCGACAGUGGUGACGGGAGACAGCAGUCACCGGCUCUCAGGAUGGUUUACUCCCCAAUAUCUCGCCCUAAUAGUACAGAGAGUCUCCCUCCCACACCACAUACAUCACAGGCAAUGGAAGGGCUAAUGUACCCCAGGGUUAAGUCACCAAGAGGUCCUCAAUACGAGGAGAAGCCACACAUGCCUCCACCGGUGCCGUCACCUGGGAGAGACGGUCUUGAGGCACGACUUGCUUCCAUGUAUGCCAACAAGUGUCCCCCAUCCACCCCACCCAUCUCCCAGGCCACCCCACCUCUAGCUCCUGUAGGAGAUGCUAAUAAAAAUCGUACUGUGCCACUGCCAAGGACUGAGAUAUCACCUGUUCCCCAUCCUUUUACUGAAGCCCGAGGGUUACCAGUUGAUGGUCCUGUUGAGGGUCUUGCAGCAACACUACACGCUCGUUUCAUCAAUAGACCUCAUCUUCAGACAAAGGUGAAAGAGGAGCCAGUAGAGACACGACCCACAGAAGACGAUCGGUUGAAGCGAAAGAUGCGAUCCCCACCUCCAGUAACCAUGGCCAUCCCACCAAAGAAACAGCACUACUCCGAGGGUCCUCCUCCGCCACCUCCGCCCUCUUCCAAUCCUUCAGUCAUGACUCCGCCUCUGUCAAACAUUUCUACGUCCAUGGCGGCGUGUGUUGAGCCGAGCCCGCCAUCUUCAUUGCAGUCGUCGUCAUCCAAUAAACCCUCCAUCAUCGUUAGUCAGCCCACCACCAGUCAGCUUAAGACUGAGCCGUUGGAAAAACACCCUGAUGGGUUGGAGCGAAGUGACUCCCCACUACAAAAGUGGCAAGAUAAAAUUAACAGUGGCUUUGACAAGUUGGUAGCCUUUGCUUCUGAAGUUGACAAACGUCGUAAGUCCACAGAGGGCACAUCCCCACGACAAGAAGGGUUUGCAUCACCCAGAGGUAGUGAGCGCCGACCCCCACCCAUUGCAGAACCCCCACACACCUUAGAACGUGAAGCAUCAACUUUUCGAAGCAGGCAGGAGGAAGAGGAAGUGGUACGGAGUAAUGAUGCUGCUGGUCCCCCUCCAUAUUCCCCUCACUCUCCGCCCAGAUUGUCACCAAGCCCCAUACCAGAUGGCCGACCUCCUACACCACAGUCGCCAAGACCCCCAGUCCGUACACCCCCCAUAUCUUCUCCUCCUCCGACUCCUUCCCCAGAUAGAUGCGGUGGUGAAUCACCUGGUUUUUACCCUCCUCGAGGAGGGGAGACUCCCCCAUAUCUUCCACCAGAAUUGGAGACCACACGUCUAGUGUCACCCAUCACGUCACCCACAGAACAUGGCAUUUACCACCACCAUUUCAAAAAAAAAUUUUACCACAAGGAACAGAUAAGUCCUCUAGAUACAGACCAUCACCACCACCACCACCACAACAAUACACAUCACGGCAAGUUCCGUCCCAAAGGCAAAAAUUGGCAAUGGAGGAAUCGAUCAUCUCAUCACCAGUCAUCUUACCACCACCACAGCAGAAGGUCCCCACCUCCACCACCAUCACAUCAGCUGCCGUACAACAGCGGCACCUCACAUCACCAUCAUCACCACCACCAUCAUCGCCACACUGCUACAUACCCACCAUCAGUGCCGCGCCAUCACCAUAACCACCACCAGCUGGUGACAGCAGCACCACCACCACAGCGAUCACAAGGCCCUCAAGCACAAGGUCCAUACUUCCAUCAUUAAUUUUGACAGAGUUGAGCAAAUGAGCUGUGAUGACCAACACCAGUCGUGUGGAUUUACAAAAUCACACAAUGUUGCAGCAUCAAGUGGAACUGGUUCAAACCACUGAGUCUACUUGCAUCUAUUCAGGUUUUCCAUUUAAAAAAAUUUCCACUUACCUCAUUUUAGAAUUUUCAUUUAUAAAUUAAGUUUUAGCCACAUUGAUAAAAAAUAUGGCAGAAUUGAUUUAUCAAGGGAAGGGAUCUUUGGUGAUAACACUGCUGGAAUGUUCACUGAAAAGAGGUGGAUCAGUGAAGUGUUGAAUGUCAUCUCUUACAUUACAUCAACUUCCACCAUCUGUGUCUGGUUAAUCAUACAAUACUUGUAUUUAUUAUUUUUUUUAGCUAAAUUUAUUAUGAUUACUAAUUUUGUGGAUUGUGUCCUGGGCCUCGAGUAGAGUUUUACAAUAGAAUAUCUGGCAUUCAAGUAUCCAGCAUUGGAGAUAGAAGCCAAAGAAUAAGUAUGUGGUGUUUCAUGCAAGAUCUCUGACCUGCUGGACAAUUAGUUUAUGCAGGAAGCUGUCAGGCUGCUCAACUGGUAGGGAUUUUAUUUCAUUUUACUUUAAACAUUAUUUGAAGGAGAUACCCAAAUGAGAUUGGCUGAUUUAAGCUAAACUAAAUUAUAUCUGGGGAAUUAAACAAGAAAGGUUAUUAAAAUUUUUUUACUAGCUUUUCUCUGCUGGCUCUUCAUUUCUUAAGAUUUUAUAGAUAUAAAUAUUGUUUUAAUCAGGAGUUUGUGCUGGGUAUGAAUUUUUUGCAUCUUUUCAGUGUCUAAAAAAUUAGCACAAUCUUGAGUCAGAUUCAUAUAUGAUACGGAAAUAAAUGUUAAUAUCAGUACUGUGCAGUAUUGCAGAAUCAUCUAGGUGGUUUCAUUUAUAGGUCCUUUGUGGGUCUUGUUUCAUCACCCGAGUGUUCACCCCACUCUGGCCCAGCUGUUACUAAGACUACUGCGGCAUUUCACUCAUUGUCUAUAUCUGUAAUUUUUACUUUACUUGCUCCUCCUUCACCAGGUGUGUUCUUUGAUGGGUCUUCCUCAAAACUUGAAGGGAUAUAACAGAGAACUUUCAGGGCAGCGGAACUGUUCGAUUGUAAAUACACUCGUCAUGGAAUGAUUUCGGGGAGACUAAAGUCACUAGCACAUGUUAUUCCAAGAUGGGAAACUAUUUCACAGACUCAACUUUGUGAUCAUAUUGUGGCAUUUUCAGACAGUGACCAGUUACAGUAUAAGUGUGUCAGGACACUUUUUAUUUCCAUAAUGGCAAAAAAUCUGGGUUUCAAUAACAUUGACAACAGAACCAUUUGGAAUAUUUUGUUUAUCUAUGUUAAACAAGAAGCAGGGUAGUCUCAUUUUACAUACAGUAUAUGCAAGAAUCAUGUGUAACAUUUUAUGUUAAAAAGAACCAGGGAUAAACUAUUACUAUCCUUACACUGGCUGAUAUUAGCACAUAAGGACUCUAGUGAGAUGACUGCACUGCCAUUGAAAGCUUAAACAAAUGAACCAUGCACCAUAUUUCCAUUGAUAAAUGUUACAGUCAUUAAGUUUGCUUACUUUAGGUAUCUGAGGUACAUCAUUCUGAUUUAGGUAUAACAUAAAUAUAAAGAAUUUCAUUGAACUCAUUUCAAAGAAGUUUGAAUAUUAAAUAGAUAUUGAACUGCCAACCUCAUAUCUUCCUAGAUUUUAAUAGAUAUAAUAAUAGAGGGACCAAUGGAAAAGCAAUGUUUUUAAAGUAACUUGGAUAUUGAAAUCAGUAGAUUAUAGAUGUAUUUGCACUGGAUCCAUAUAGCAUUUCCUUUGUCUGUAAGAAAUAAUGGGGUGGCUUGGAGCUAGUGUGGCACCAGUGUAAUAGCUGCAGCUGCAAGUGUGAUGCUUGUAAGUCAAGUCUUACUGCACUACUUUUAGAUACAAGAUUUUUUUAACCAAAGCUUUAUUGUACUAUUUUAAUAGAUUUUUAAGUACUGUACCUGUAUAUAAGAAUAACAGGUUAUCACGUCAGUUGUUAUUAUUGUUAAACAGCAUGGUGAGUUAAUGGCAAUUUGUUGUUAUUAGUUCUCCAGCAAAAUAUACUUGUAGAGGUGAGCAUCAGAGUAAGAAGUAACUAGACAACUAUAAUUCUAAUACAGUAUGGGACAAAACCAGUAGAUUAUUAGUUGAAGAAUUAGAAGAAAAAUUAACUUCUAGUGCUCAUUUUGUCAGUGGAAUGUUAUCAAUGAAAGUAAAUUUUGUUGAUGCAAAUAAUAUUCCAUUUAAUGAAUGUUGGUUAGCCAAGAAAUUUUUUAAAAUUCUGCUACUUCAGACAAACAAACCUCAAAUGUUAGUUCUAAAGUGCAUCACAACCUGACAAAGCAACAUUUUGUUAAUUGCCAUAUUUACUUUAAUAUUUACAAAUUAUUUUAUAUUUUCAUCUCAAUUUUAGAUUGACUCAAAAUUGUAUGUUCUUAAUGGUAAUUUUUAACCUUACAUAGAUAAAAGAUUUUUACAUUGGAUGAUCAGAUAUGUAUGUGGUGCUGUGGUUCAUUUAAAAUCUUUCAGGAUUUAUUUAAAUAUGCUCAAUUCUAUUUAUAUACUAUUUAUUUAGUUUCUGUUUUACCUCAGUGUAUGAUUUGAUCAGCGUGUGAUAAUAUUAAUGCAGGAAACAUUUGUAAUGGAGGAGCACAGCUGGUGGUGAGUGUUGCUGCUCCUGCCAUCUCUUGUUGAAGUCACUAGCUCGUGGUACACAAUAUUGUUGAUAUGUUUGUUGGCCUUAGCUUCUCCAUCAGUUAAAUCACUCAACUUUUAUGCAAGUCUGCCAAGUUUUGUUUUUAUCAGGUCAGUUUUAGAAAUCAAGAAAUCAUCACUACAUAUUUAGAAAUUAUCUGUAAGGAGCUUUUGUCAUUCAUAUAGUCACUUCUGUGGUUGGUUGGUGUUGAUGCAAUGAGCCAAUUAUUUUGUUAUGUGAAUAUGAGAGUGCUAAGGGAGGGGCUACUUAGUGAAUUUCCCAACAUGUGUAGACAUUUGUUUUUAUCUUUUUUAAAUAGUGUAUAUGCUUCACAACUCCAUUUUGAUAGGGCAAGAGGGCAUUUCUCAAAACAAAUUAAAUAGCUUUAUGUGUGUAAUGCUGUGAUAGUAUCAGGUUACUUUCUUAACAUUUCAUUUAACAUGAGCUUUUAUUGUUUGUUUUUAUCACAGCUUUUUGACUCACACAAAUUCUUUGAUAAUUUAUUUGUAAUUAUAGCUGCUUACCCCAUGCCUUUGGUAGCCUCUGGGUUAGAUAUGAAGAUCACUAGUUUGAGAACCAGUAGAAAUGUCACGAGUGAGGUUCACAAAUUUUUAUUAAUUGAAUAAAGUGAGGAAUGAUAGAGAAUACCUGAAGAAUGAAUGAAUGAAUGAAGUGACUGGUUUUGUAUAAGGUUGAUGUUAAGAUUGAAUGAUAGAUUUUAUGUCCAUACUUAAUGGUCUGGAACAAAUAAAUAACCCUUUGGCUACGGGAGAUUACCCCAAGCUGAAUAAAAUCGUUUGGCGGUAGCCAGAAUAAAAUGGCAAGUGCGGGAAAUGCAGCGAAAGGGUUAAACACCCUACAAGUUUUCCAGAUUGACAUGAUCAACUUAAUUACAUUCUUGAUCUUUGUUUUACCUCUAACCCCUCACACUAUUCAUACUAAAUUUCUGCCACCUUAGGGUCUUCUGAUCACAAUCUUCCAGUAUUUCUAUUCAGGGCGAACUCUGCCUAACACAACGAAAAAAAUAUCGAAAUGCAGAAAAAAAUACUCGAGUCUGGCCUAAGGUCAUCUCCAUGCUUUGUGAAAGUUUGGUUGUCAUAUGGCAAUUUUUCCCCAUCAAAAUAAUAUAUUUAUAUAACCCAAUAUUGAACCCCCCAGCCCUGCAAAAAUCUGUUUUCUAAUUGCUGUAGUUUUAUCAUUAUUAUGUAUCUAAUGUGCUAUUUUUUUUUUUUUUUUUUUUCUUUUCCCCAAUACAACUAUCUAGACUGAAUGGCAACGUCUCCAACUUGGCUAGUUAGCAAUGAGGAAAAGCAGUGUCUUUGCGACUGUCAGAGGGAGUUGACCUGCGCGCCUCUGCUCGAGAGCCCCCUGCCUAUCUCUAGCUAUUUUUUUUUUACAAUAUUCCUGUUGCUUUAUUGUACAUGCAUGUCCAAGUGCUCUAAGAAGAUGUCUUUUUGACGGGAGUUGAUGAGGCAUGAACGGGAACAUAAAGAAAGACAAAGAAGAGUACUAUAGAAGGACCAAGCGUCACCACCCUCACCUCUGCAGCACACUAGAUCAUGAUGGCUGCUACCUCGGCGCCACAUGGCAGUUCAAUAAAAUGUAUACCCUAACUACUGCAGAAAAUUAUAAUAAAACAAUAAAACAUGUUUAUACCCUUAGAAAAACUGUACUGUAUUUGCCAUAACAGUGCCAUACUGACAACUAUACGUAAUAGAACCAUACUUCCACAGAAAAUGGGCCGUAUCUCAAAACUAAAGUUAUCUUUUGAAAGAGCACUAUUUGUUUAUUUUUCAGUCGAUAUUAAAAAUGAAGAUUGCUUUAUAAACAGGAACAAAAUGCGAUUUUUUUUUAGUAUUGGCAAAAUUUUUGAUAUUUUCAAAUUUCCCAAUAUUUUUUGCCCCUAUUUAGUGCUUCUUUGCCACAGCAAAGAAAACAGUUAGGUCAAAUGUUGGUAAUUAAUACAAAAUGUAGGUGUGGUCAUUGCAGGGACCAAUUUUCAAACAUAUAUGAUAGAAAAUAAGGACAAAGUGCAAUUAUAGAACGGUAAACUUUUUUGUAAAAUUUCAUACGAUUAUUUUUCCCUUAAAAUAUAUGUGGUCAAGCUUACAGAAUCUCUUAGUUAGGCAACCCAGCAUAACACAAAUUAAAAUAAGGGAAGUCAGACAAAAAUGAAAUUCCCUUAGUCUGUAACAGGUGAUAAACGACCCUUAAGUCAGACUGGGCACGACCACCUCCCCCACCCUCCUCUAAAUGCUAACUAUGGCACUAUCGGAGGGUAAACUAGCAAUCCUUGCAAGAAUUCUUCUCCAACUUUCCCUGGGAUGAAUGUUGUUUUUCCACUCGGGACACCUUGGUAUGUGCUGACAGCACACGAGUACAGUUCAGUAUAAAGUAAGGUGGAAGAUCAGUAUAGAUUAUGUCAGAGGAAAAUGAGAGCAAAGACAACAGUUGCAGAAUCAACAAAUGAAAUGUAUGAUGAAUGAUUGAUUAAAGUACAGGUAUUGGUAGACGAAGGUACAAGAGGAAUGAUCACACCAGGGUUGCUAGGUUUGAGUUUGCACUCAUAACCAGAUUCCUCAAUAUUUAUUACCAUAAUCAGACUUUUCAUUACAAAAUCAAACUUUACCCAGUUAAACAUAUAGACAAAAUAUCGCUCACCUUGCCAUCGAUGGUGACGUGCUGAUCAAUAAUACUGGUCCACAAAUUUGGCAUUUUAUUUACACACUGCAGCCAAUUUCUCAUCACCCCCAUCCACAUCAUAUGUUGCCCAAGAAUUUUUGGAUUAGUAUAUACUAUUUGUGAUUUUCACAUCUACAACAUUUCCCAGUCAUUAACAACGACGUCUGUAUUCUCACGAUGGAUUCCAACAUGCAUCUAUUUUUACUGCGGCAAAGCUUUCAGGUGUUUUACUUUCACUCAAGAUUAUUUUUACAUAACCUCAAAGCAAUUUAAUUUUUUUUAGUGUUUCUCGCAGUGCUCUCGAGGCCUUAGCUAGUGUCUCAUCACCCCAUCCCUUAGUUAUAGCUAUUUUAUAGUGGCUGUUUCUCAUCCAACAUUGGGGCUGGAAAGUCAGUUUUGCUGGGUUCUGGCCCAUGUGGGGGAGAAGGGGACUGAGCAAGCUGAUGCUGUGGCAAAAACAGCUGCUCACCCUGUGGCACAUCAUUCCCCUCUACUUGCUUCUGAUAUGAAGCCAGUAAUAAGAGCUGCCAUCUGUUCGAGUUGGCAAUGUAGGUGAGAUGCUGUUGGAGCAAACAAGCUUUGGGACAUCCACCCUGCUUUGGGUGUCUGGGGAUAUCAGGGACUGUCAUGCCUCUGGGAGACUGCUUUGGCCCGCCUCCGCAUUGGCUACACAUGACUGGCUCAUGGUUUUUUUAUGGAUAGGGUGCCUCCUCCCCAUUGUGAUGACUGCCUGGUCCCAUUGACUGUUUGACACCUGGUGGAGUGCCCGUCUCAGAUAUCUUCGUCUUAAGUAACCUCUCCCAGUGCUGGGGGAAGACGGGUCUUACAGUCUCUCUUUGGUGUUGGGAGGGGGCGCCCUUUCCUUCUUGGAGGAAGCCGGCCUUCUGCACAAGCUUUGAGUUUUAUCUCUUAACGUUUAAAUGUUUUUUACGAGUUUUAUGCUAUUUGUUAUUUAUGUUUUUUUACCUUGCAUUAUUUGAUUUUAGUCUUAAGCUUUCAAUUUAAUUCGGUGACAUGUGACCAUAGCUGUUGCAUCACUAGGUAUGAAAUUACAACACUCAAUCAAUCAAUCUAUUAAUUACAUGUACGAGUUCCAAAAAUGCAGUCGCUAUUUACUCGCUUACAAUGUCUGUAGAUUCUCUUUCAAUUCCUCCUCAAGUGAAAGUGAAAUUACUUUUGGAAUUAACUUGGAACAUUUGUACGAUGAAGUCACAAGUUUUCGAGUGUACUGCCAGCUCCUUUGUAUUUCACAAUCUUACCUAAAUGAUGUACAGCUGCCUCUGGCAAUGGCAACAGACAGCAACUGCAAGCUGUAAUUCCACUUGAAGUCUAUCACUGGGAUCCCGUUCCUUACUGUAACUUUGGAACACGGACACUCUAGUCGAGCUGAUGGAGGAGAUGCAUUGCUUGUGUUCUUUGAAUGUGCAUGAGCUUUCAGUGUUGCUUUCCUUUGUUGCAAACCCUUGGUGCACAGCUUACAAUAUGCUUGCUGUGUUCCAUCUUUAACCUUGAAAACCCGAGGGUAUUCUUUUUCCCACUCAGAAUGGUAAACUCUUCCUGAUUCAUAGAUCUCUUUCCACUUCAACAUAGUGUUUGUGACAACCUUCUCACUGCAGUCAAUCGGCACUAUUUCUCAACUGUCGCUCUAAUUGGGGCGUGGGCCAGAACCGUGCGGCUGUAGUGUGAUGUAAUUUUUUUAUUCUAAUUGAUGAGUGGCUGAAUGUUUUGCAACACAUAACAUCUGGGAGGUGGUUGGCAGCGACAUACAGUAGUUGGCGUCUGGGGGGGGUCGCAUCUCACGUGUUUGAGCAAUUUUCCAUAAGCGAUGUCUCGAUACGUGACAGUACUGAUAAUCUUUCUAUGAUUUGCAUUAAUCAUAUACAGUUAUAGGUAUAGGCAAAACUGUAAUUUAAAUGUCAUUGUCUUUGUUUUGAUCAGAAGUACUGUAAUGUGCUAACUUAAACACUGUCCCAAAAACUAGAACCGCUUAAUCUUCCAGUUCACAUUUUAUAACUAAAUCUUGACAUUGGUUUGCUCUAUAAAGCUAGGAAAAUAAUUAUAAGCAACCCUUACUGUCAUUGAAAUCAUUAGUGCGAUGAGAAAGAAACGGUAACAUAAUUUAGGUAUGUAGACAGAUACUAAUCGGGUUAAGAAAAGAAAUUUACAAACAAAAGCCUGAUAAUACCCACAGAAAGUAAAGUUUGGAGACAUCUUAUGAACCAAAGAUAAGAAAAAGAAAUACUAAAAUUGUUAUAUACUUAUACUAUAAUUAUAUUAAAAAUUUUACUAACAAAACUGAUCAUCACCAAAUUUGGCUGAGUUCUUUACCAAAAUGAGGUAAUAUCAAAUGGAUUUUUCAUUACCAAAUAUGCCCCAAUUUGGUAAUGAAAAAUACCAAAUGGCAACUCGUAUUAAACCACACUUAAGAAAAUUGUAUAUGACAAUGUUAGUGAAUGAGUAUACAAAUUCAUUAGUUGUGAGACAUUCAAGUGUUGUGGUUCAUGUAGAUGCAUUCAUUUUAAGGUACAGUAUAUUGAUUCACAUUACUGCUUAAUAGAGAAGCAGUAGAAGGGAUUAGAUAAAAUUAUUAGUCUCAUUUGUUAGAUUUUCUCACACAGUUGAAGUACCUUACUGCCCCAUCUUAAUGGACUUAGUAUUUUUUUACAAUUACUUUUAUAUAAAAAAUAAUAAAGUUGUUUGUAUACU